Molecule: messenger RNA, 1277 nt
Organism: Bursaphelenchus okinawaensis
Lineage: Eukaryota; Metazoa; Nematoda; Chromadorea; Rhabditida; Aphelenchoididae
Source: the annotation of a GenBank genome assembly
AUGGGGCCUAAACUUUAUGGAGAUGCUUUAGACCAAUUCGGUAAGACUUUAGGUCUUUUAUACAAGAGUUCUACUUUCAAAUACAUUAGAACUUAGAACUCCUGCAUAAUAAACUUUUUUAUAACAAAAUUUCUGUAUAACGAACAACUUUUAAAUCCAUAUCCAACCUUAUAAACCCAUAAUUAUCCAUUUCAGUUACCCACUACAUAGACCACGCUGUAGAAGACAGUGAAAACAUCAACGACUCAUUAAGCAAGUUAUUGGUAAGGAAAACCUCUCAUUAUCAAACCUUCAAUUUUUAGAUUGUAAGCCGCAAACUUAUCGUCAAAACAAUAAAAAACAUUGAAAAAGUUAGAAACGCAACCACAACAGUGUCAAAUACAAAGAUCGCAAUAGACUUUCCAAACUUGACCCGCUGGAACGUACCAAGAUUUGUCCAACAAGCCUACUCGCAUUUGCUAACCUGGAGCGCAGUUAAAAUGCUAGACCUCAACUCAGAUAUUGUGCGAAGUUUAAGAGAAAUUACUAAAGAAAUACGUGACUUAACUAUAGCUGUAAAACCUCAAGAUGUAAAUAUAACGGUUGUCCCUUUGAUAAAAGAUAACAUUAAAACUAUGAAAAGAAUAGAAGCGCCCUUUACAAUCGGAAGUUUCAUCAAAGAUAUUGACCUAGACUUGGACGAGUUAGUUGUUACUAAACCACGUAAGUUUUACUGGCAACCCGAUUUAAUCUUACUUGAUAAUACUUUUUGUAAAGCAUGAUAACAUAGAGAACCUAUAAAAAGACUAACAGUAAAUUAACAAGCCCACAAUGACUUUAAUUUCAACGAUUUUAAAAAGCUUAAUAAUCAAAUUUCAGCCGACCUCAGUCUAGUCGACGGAGUUCUCGAAGUCGACGAAGAAAUGGAGGCCUUGUUCGACGAACGCUUCAACAUUGACUACCUUUUCAUCAAAUCCAAGAAGAUAUCGUACAAGGGCCAUGCUAUCUGUAAACUCAUACAAGCAAGCGUACCCUUCAUCUAUAACAGUAAUAACAAACCUAACGUGAGACAUCUAUCCGUGGACGUGGAAACCGAUAUGGACUACAAUAUGGCCUACAUUCUUACCGUGCGUUUAGAAUCAGUUAUGGUGUUGGACAUAUGCACGUACUAUACAAACGACACGCAUUCUUUCGACAUAACCAAAUCCCUAUUGGAAAACCAACGUCCUGGGAUGGUUGUCAACCGUGUGUAUCGUGGAUCUGUUGAAAAUGUGUCGUUCUUGAUACCGUCCCUUUAA